GACGACUGCGACUCGCGGUAGUAGCACUCGAGACGUCGCCGUAAACCGCUCCGCACCCGCGAGGACACGCUCGCGUUCGCGCGCGAAUUUUUCUCGUCGCGCCCGCCCCACGCGCAAUAGGCACAACUGCAAUACUACGCGAUUAUUAUAACUUUUCGUUUUCCCGCUAACGACGGCCGUUGUGAAACGUUAUAAUUUAUAAUAAACGAAACCUUCGUGCAACCGAUCUACUUUAAUAAUAUAUUUUAUUAUAUUAUAUUGUACAUAAAUCGCGAUCGCUGCGAUCCGUUAUUAUACGCGUCCGCAGAGUGCGAAUUUCGUUUGAUCGAACGACGGUGACGACGCGACGGACGAAAAGUGAAUAAUAUUAUAAUAACAUCUGCGGUAGCGGCAGCGGCGUCGGAGACGUCGGCGUGAACUUCCGAUCUCACAGCAAUUGGCCACUGCAAUUAUUCAGAUCUAGCUGGUGAUUUUGACACACAAAAAUUAGCGUACGAGAAGCGGCAUCGGGGUUCGGUCGGAUGCGCGACGACUUUGAUCUUCAGCUGGUGCGGCAGCAGCAGCAGCAACAGCACCAACAGUUGCAACAGGAAGACGUGGUCGUCGCUGACGACGACGAUCAGCGGCGGAGGAGCAGACGGCGGAUGCACCAACAUCAGCAACACCACCACCAAAACCACGACGACGAAGACGGAGACGAAGACGACGACGACGAAGACGAAGACGACGGAGAAGACGCCACUGACGACGGUGACGGCGGCGGUGGCAGCAGCGGUGUCGGUGUCGACGGUGACGAUCACGACGGUAACCGCGGUCAAGGGCGGCGUGGCCGUGGUCAGCGGAACGCCGACGCCAGUCCACCGGACGCCAAUCGGCUGUUGAACGAUACGGACGAUACGGACGACGAAGCCGACGUGGUCGGCGGUGGCGUUGGUGCGAGUACGUGUGGUGACGCGACUGCCAACGUGACGGCCGACAGCACCGGCGACGGUGGCGUCGGCGGCGACGUGGAUGUGAACGACGACGACGACGAGGACAUGAUGAUGAUGAUAGAUUCGGGUAGACAGCCGGUGGCCAUCGGUGGCGGCGAGUCAUCUUCGCCACCGCCACAAACGUCAGCCACGCUUGGGUCGACCAAAGUCGAUCCGGCCACGACGUCCUCCUCAUCAUCUUCGACGCCUCCGCCGCCACCAGCGCCGACGUCCACUUCGACGGUGCCGAUGCCGUCCAUCACCACCAGCACCACGAGUACCACCGCUGAGGGCCAACAGGAUGAUUACGAUAUGACGACAACGGUUUCCGGUGUCGGCUACAGUGGCAUUGGCGACGGUUAUCCCUCUUCCGUGACGUCAGUGGGUCUCACCGACAUGAUAGGCGGCGUCGGCAAUCACCUCCAUCCACACCACCAUCACCACUUGCUCCUUUUACAUCACCAGCAGCAACAACAGCAACAGCAACAGCAGCAACAACAACAACAGCAACAGCAGCAACACCUCCAGCACUCACACCCGUCGCAACACCAGACCGGUGGAACAUCGGCCACCGGUUAUUACGGCACUGACGCGGUAGGCAGUCAACAUCACCACCCGUCAGUGGCGGCGGGCGGCGCUUUCACUACCACCACCACCGCUACUGCUUCACGAACAACAGCAGCAGCAAAUCGGUGGAGACUUGCAGUUGCAACUCCAGCUGCAUCACCAGCACCAGCACCAACAGCAACAGCAUCAGCACCAGCAGCACCCACAACUGAUGCAGCAGCACCAACAUCAGCAGCACCAGCAGCAACAACAGCAGCACGAAGACUUAUCCCGACAUCACCACCACCAUCAUCAUCCGCUGCAGCUGCAGCAACAGCAUCUCGUCGAUCACCAGCACCACCAUCACGAGCUCACCAGCGCCGCGGCACACCACCAUCUGCAACAGCAACAGCACCAGCAGCAGCACCACAGUUCACGGCCACGCAUCCACACCACCCGCAAUACCUACAGCAGCAACAACAGCGACAACAGUUCUCGCCGGCCACGGCUGCCACCACCGCAGCUGCCGCCCUCGCUCACCCGCACUAUCACCCGCAGCAGCAUCACCACCUACAACAUCAGCAACAUGGCGUCAGUGACGGUGCUGGUGCUGGUGACGACGACGAUGAUGAUGUAGUAACCGCCGCUGCCGCAACCGAUAACGGUGGAUAUCCGUCGUCGUCGUCAGCCAGGGAUGCUGCGGCCACGGCUGCCGCUUACGCUGCGGCGGCGGCGUUGUACGGUGCUGGAGCCAGUGGUCAGGGACACCACGGCGUCCACCACCAUGGUGGCCAUCACCAGCAGCCACAACAGCAGCACAUGUUACUGCCACCGGUUGUGCCGACCGCGUCUCACCAGCAACACGGUAUGCAGCAACAGCACCACCAUCAGAUGAUGGUGCUCGGCGGCGGCGGCGUUCCUUCGUUAACAGCUCCACCGGCGUCCGAUAGUCCUCCUACACCCGCCUUGAUGCAACUGAGAGCGGCGGCGAGCGCAGCUGCUGCCGUGGUGGUAGAUCCUACCGCGGGGGCGGUGUUGUCUUCGCCGUCAGCUGUCAAGUCCAGGCGGACGGCAUCAUCGGUGGCCAUAAACGACGCCGUCAGUGGUGGCGGGGGCGGUGGAACAACCGGUCGUUGCGGCGGUGGUCGGGGCCGGGGUCGGAGAGCGGCCGCGGCCACAGCGGCUGGCGGCCUUUCAGCUGCGGCCGCAGCAGCGCUACAGGAACAGCAACAGCAGCAGCAGCCGUUAAUAUUGCACCCACACCACACGCACCCACAUCACCACCCACACAUGCAACAGCAGCAAUUCGGAAGCGGUGGCCCUCCAGUCGGGUCGGCGUCUGCGACGGCGGCGGCGGUGGCUGUGGUGACCACGGAACAGCAGCAGAGCCCGCCACUGGACAGGGUGUUCGUAUGGGACCUAGACGAAACCAUCAUCGUGUUCAACUCGUUGUUAACGGGUGGAUACGCAGUAGCUCAUGGCAAGGACCAGCGAGUCAUGCAACAGCUUGGGUACCGUAUGGAGGAGAUGAUAUUCACGUUGGCUGACCAGAAUUUCUUUUUCAACGAAAUCGAGGAGUGUGGCGGCGGUGACCAGGCUCAGCACAUCGACGACGCCGCGUCCGACGACAACGGUCAGGACCUGUCUGGCUACGACUUUGGCGCCGAUGGGUUUUCCGCGUCCACGGCCUCCACCCAACACCACCAGCACCACUUCAUCAACCAGCACCACUUCAACAGCACCGGCGCCAAUGCGGGCAACAACCACCAGCAGCACCUGCAGUACCACCAGCAGCAGCACCCCCCGCAGCAGCAGCACCCCCCGCAGCAGCAGCACCACCACCAGCACCAGCAGUACCAGCAGCAGGCGUACCAGCACCAGCAGCCGCAGCAACACCACCACUUGAUGAGUGCCGGCGGCGGGGGCGCGUCCGUCGCCAAUCCGUCGUCCGCGGGUGGUCUGAGGAGUGGUGGUGGUGGUCUGAGGGGCGGUGCCGGAGGUGGAGGUUCCAGCAGCGGUGGUGGCGUAGACUGGAUGAGGAAGUUGGCGUUCCGGUACCGGCGGGUCAAAGAGUUGUACAACCAGUACCGGAACUCAGUCGGAGGACUGCUGGGACCCGGAAAACGAGACGCUUGGCUUCAACUCCGGAGCGACAUCGAAUUGCACACCGACGACUGGCUCACGAUGGCUGUCAAAUGUUUGAACGUCAUCAAUUCGAGGCCCAACUGCGUCAACGUGCUGGUCACCACAACACACCUAAUACCGGCGCUGGCCAAGCUGCUCCUGUACGGUCUUGGGCCACACUUUGCAGUAGAAAACGUGUACUCGGCUUCCGGUGGCGGUGGAGGUCCAUCGACGGGUGGUGGCAAGUCCGGUGGUGGAGGCGGAACUGUGGGGUCCGCAGCAUCGGGCGGAUCGUCGAAGGAAUCGUGUUUCGAUCGGGUGGUUCAAAGGUACGGCAGAAAGUGCACAUACGUGGUGAUCGGUGACGGGGCCGAAGAGGAACGGGCCGCCCGACAGAUGAACUUUCCGUUUUGGCGGGUGUCUGGGCACAGUGACCUCCGGGCCCUGUACAACGCUCUCGACAUGGGAUUCCUCUAAGUCGACCAGCCCGAAUCAGCAACAUCCACAAUUACGAAAUCGGCAGCAUCAGCAGUGGCAUCAGUGGCAGCAGCAUUGACAGUGAUAUCGUAGUCACAGUCGUCGUCGUGUAUUAUACCAUUGAGUAUAUUAUUAAUUUAUAUUCAAUGAUAAUAAAAUGAUAAAAUAUGUGUGAUUCGACACAGUGAUGACGUUAUAAUAAUCGUAAUUUUUAUAUAUUUUAGUAGUAUAAGUAGUAUAUUGAAUAAUAUUGUCGCUUGUAUAUAAUAAUAUAAUAUAAUAUAAGUCACACUAGUAUCGCGACAACGACAGCGUCGUGUACAUAAUAUUAUAUUAGACGCGUCGUCGCAAAUAAUUAUAUUAUGUUUUAAUGUUUUGUAUAUAAUUACGUUUUAUUAUUAUAUGUAUUUUAAAUUUUUUUCCGGUGUGCUCGUGAGUUUGUAUAUUUUGUCCUCAACGUGUAAUAUUAUAUUAUAUAUAUACAGUAUACACACAUAUAUAUAUAAUUACACUGUAUUGCUUGAAGUUUAUUGUACUGCCUCGUAGUUGUAUUUCUCGUGAAAUCGUGUCCGCUCUCUUUUCCCAAACGCAGACGAUUAUAAUAAUAUUAUAACAUACAAACUUUAUGUAAAUAUAAAACUUGUAUUCGUUGUCCUGUAUAUAUAAAAUAUUGACUCAUAGCCGCAAAUAGUGAGGCCCCUGUUGUCCUUCUCAGGUACUCCACUUAGGGCCGAGGGGGGACUAAAACCCCCACUAACCGUUGUAUAGCGACCUGAAGAUUUUACGACACAAUGGAAUAUUAUUUGAAAAAAUCUUAGUCUCUACAUCAAAUCUUCUGCACCCCCAAAUCUCAAACACUAUUUGCGCCUAUGUUUAUAGUACCUAUAUAUAGUAUAAUAUUGUACAUUGUGUAUUUUUUUUUCAUAUUUUAUUCCCAUGGCUAUGUUUAUGUUGUAUAUAAUAUAUUAUUGUACUGGCCGCCGUACACUUUUUAAAUAUCGCACCAUUGUAGAUAUUUGUAUCAAUCAUGAUAUUGUGAUAAUGAAAUAAUGACAGUUUUUCAGGUAACACUAAAUUUCUCAACCGGAUUACGUUGGAUUUAAUUUCAGACUUUGUUGAUAAGCUAAGUAAAGUUACUUGUAAGCUAUAGAAUACCAUAGGAACAUGUUAACUGUUAAACUCUCUCGGAAGUGCACGCUCUGUAAAACCAGUAUUUUUUUUAAUAACAACACCUAUUUUUCGAUACAUCUCAAGAUUGAAUUAUUAUUAUUGUUAUUUAAUAUCAAACCGCAGUUCUUGAAAUAAAAUAUUUUAUACUAUAAGUAAAAUAAUAUUUAAUUCUGUGGUGCUAUAGACACACAUACGUGUCCUAUCCGAGAAGUUAUCGACUAAAAAUAUAUUAUAGUAUAUAGGUAUAUAAAAAAAUACAAUUCUACUACAGCGCAGUAGUGUAUACUGGAUAAAACGAAUUCCGUAGGUAGUGAAAGGGUUACAACAUCUUAAAAAUAUGUUUUAUCUUAAAAUAUUAAAAUUACGUUGUAUUCGCAUGUGUUGUCUCCCUCUUACAUACGUACGACCUGUUAUACAAUUUAAACGUUAGAUUAUUAUCUUGGGUCCUACAUAACUAUAAGCUUUUAUUGAUGUUAUUAUAUUUAAGUAAGUUAUGAUCAUUUUAAAAUGUAAGUUUCAAGAAGGUCAUAACUUUAAAUAUUAUUGAAUAUAAUACAGCACACAAUUGAAACUGGUGAAUGAACAUUUACCAUGUUGUACGUGUGUAAGACGGAGACAACAGAGCGGGUACGACGGCCUCUUAAAUAAAUCCAAUAAUGAUAAGAUUUAAACAUUUUAAUAAAUCGAGCAAUUUUUUUUAAUUGUAGACCGAUAUUUUAGUCGAUAUGACUAAAAAACAGGCUUACCCAAAUAUAGUACGAAAAAAUGGUGUAGUUAUUAAAUAAAAUAAAAAUAAAUACUAGUUAUACUGCGAAUGCGUGGUACUUAUAAUAUUAUAAUAAUAUGAACUUCAGUAUGUAAGUACCCUCUUAAUUUGUCAGAAAAACUAACCUAACCUAUGUAAUUCAAGUAUCCAACGUAAUCGGGAAAUUAAGUGUUAGAUGAGAAUAUUGCUCUAUAUUAUCUUUUACUGGCUGAAGUAUGGUUAUUUUGACUUAACGCAUAAUAAUGAUGAUCCUGAGCGUAGUCGGAUGACGAAUGCAAAGGCUGAGUGGGUUGCUUUAAUCGAAAUUAGUAUACCUUUAAGAUUCAUUUAAUUUUUAUCAAGGAAAAUGCUACUAUUUAAUAUUGUUAAAAAAUAAAAAAAGUUUGUUAUUCAA
Messenger RNA from Acyrthosiphon pisum (pea aphid), 6448 nucleotides. RefSeq names its product eya transcriptional coactivator and phosphatase 2 (gene eya). The record is from RefSeq and is a predicted model, not a curated record. Gene Ontology annotation, cellular component: nucleus. NCBI's taxonomy places the organism in Eukaryota, Metazoa, Arthropoda, Insecta, Hemiptera, Aphididae. Gene Ontology annotation, biological process: anatomical structure development; positive regulation of DNA repair; cell differentiation. Gene Ontology annotation, molecular function: protein tyrosine phosphatase activity.